AUGGGAAAUGAACAGAUGAGUUAUUUACUAGUCAUAGCAGUGGAAAGUGAUGUAUCAGGUAAAAAAUUCAAUGCAAUUGGUAAUUCAUGGAAAAACCGCGGCACACCAGUGUGCCGCAGCACCCAGUUUGAAAACCACUGUUCUAUACCACCACCGAGCAGAGCGCUACAUGGCACUAACAGUUUGAUUUGUUCCCUCAUGAUUCCUCGUCCGACAGAAAAAUAUGAUAUCAUAGGAAUUAAGUGGAUCCGAUCAAUACUAAAUUCGUAUCCAAACUUCUCGCUGGUCAACAUCUACCGUCAGUAUGUAUGCAGUAAACAUUUCAAAGAUCAACACUUCAUACUUCCAGACAAGCUACUAUUAAAAAGUUUUGCGAUUCCAACAGUGUUUGACAGUGGACAUCGCAUCCGUGUUGGUGGGCGGCAGAUCAAUAAUACUGCAGCAGGCAUGAAUACAGUACGUGGUAUUUCAACGCUGGUUAAUAAUAAUGUCUAUACAAAUAAUAACAAUGUUCAAGUGAUAUCGGUGUCAAACUCGUCUUACAAUACCAUAGAAAUGAGAACCAUGACAAGAAAUAUAUUUAACUGUUCGCCAUCCAUUGAACACACAGAACUUCAAGAACCUUCCGAACAGACGGCCAUGGCAUCAUCUAGAUCGUUGCAAACAAGGAAAAGAAGAUUUGAAUAUGAAGUCACUGUAAAGCAAUAGAUUCAGAGACAUAUAAAGUGUAUCUGAGUAGGUAUCUUACUUGAAUGAAUAUGAGUUAUGACUAAACAUUAAAAAUUGAAAUUAUACGUUAAUUAAAAAAAAAAAUAUUUUAACAAUGUAAA
Molecule: messenger RNA, 830 nt
Organism: Myzus persicae (green peach aphid)
Lineage: Eukaryota; Metazoa; Arthropoda; Insecta; Hemiptera; Aphididae
Exons: 6
Coding region: 1-708 (235 amino acids)
Source: RefSeq, a predicted model, not a curated record